UCGAAGUGGGACUAUAUAUCCAAGGCCAAUACAAUCUAAUGAACAAAAUUGGCAUACUAUUCUCCACUUAUCCCUUCCAGCCGGUGUCGUAGUUGCGCAACUUCGUGCUGCCCUAGGAUAAUUCCGUGAUUUUGAUGGGGUCGAUUCGCGGAGCUGCAGAUUCCACCCCGCCUCGAAAGGAUUUAUUGAGUUAAUUGGAUCGCGGCCGUUACACCACCAACAACCACUUGACUGACGCUUUCACAGUCUCAUACCCACCAUGGCCUCCACCGAAGACCAGGUCGUUGCGACCACCACCAACAACGACCACCUCGUACAGUCGGACGACCCCGAGCACCCUGCGAACCUCAUUCCGGAGCUGUGCCGCAAAUUCUACAAUUGGGGAUGGGUCACUGGCACUGGUGGAGGUACCUCCAUUCGUCACGGUGACCACAUCUUCAUUGCUCCCUCUGGUGUCCAGAAGGAGCUCAUGAAGUCUGAGAACAUCUUCGUCCUCCAGUGGCCCACCAAGAAAUACCCAGCCGAGGAGCGCAACUAUAUUCGCCGUCCCCUCAAGCUGAAUCCCUCUGCCUGCACUCCGCUCUUCCUGACGGCCUUUGAGAACGGUGCUGGCUGCUGUAUCCAUACUCACUCCCAAUGGGCCGUCCUGGUGACCCUGUUGGUGGAGCGCGAGAAAGGUCCCGAUGCCAGCUUCGAGAUCAGCACCAUCGAGCAGAUCAAGGGCAUUCCCCGUGGCAAGGGCAAGGGUAUGCUGGGGUACUACGACACUCUCAGCAUCCCGAUCAUUGAGAAUACUGCCUUCGAGGAGGAUCUGACCAGUGGUCUGGAGGCGUCCAUGAAGAAGUACCCGGACACCUACGCGGUGCUUGUGCGAAGACACGGAAUCUAUGUCUGGGGUGACAACGUUGCCAAGGCGAAGACCCAGUGUGAGAGUCUGGACUAUCUGUUCCAACUGGCCGUAGAGAUGCACAAGCUGGGCCUCCCUUGGGUCAAAUAGACGGCAGAUCCAGCGCCCGGAUAUGCAAGGGAAUGGCGCAGGACUGCCAUCGAGUCUGCCAAGCCCUUUGGUCAGCCGAUUAGAAGAGUACAGUAGGUUUCAUAGGUUCGAAAUCCUGAAAAACUUUGUAAUCACAUAUAAAUCACGAGUUGAACGACAAAUCAAG
Molecule: messenger RNA, 1163 nt
Organism: Penicillium brasilianum
Lineage: Eukaryota; Fungi; Ascomycota; Eurotiomycetes; Eurotiales; Aspergillaceae
Source: the annotation of a GenBank genome assembly